CUUUUGUUUAACUCACCCUGUAACCUCCACGUUUUCCAUGCAGCACGCAUAGCUCGAUAUCUUACGCUUGAUGUACACCUCAUAACACAGCAAGACAUGCAAACAUGGUGAUGAGCGACAAGGCUCUCGGUGGGCUGAUGCUCUCGUUCUCGGGAGCAAUCCUCGUAUAUUACUCGCUAUGGACUAUCCUUCUUCCCUUCUUUGACUCGUCAAGUCCGGUUCAUGAUUACUUCCCCAAACGAGAAUGGGCCGUUCGUCUCUCCGCCUUCAUUAUCAUUCUAGGUGUCUCAGCCAUUGGAAUGCUACUUUCCGUGAAGAUACUCAAGCACCACACAUCCGCAAACAAUCCUAAAAAAUCCUUGUAAUACAAAUAAUGAUGGCCGUUUGUUAUAUAGGGUUAGAAAACAGC
Somion occarium is the source of this 409-nucleotide messenger RNA. NCBI's taxonomy places the organism in Eukaryota, Fungi, Basidiomycota, Agaricomycetes, Polyporales, Cerrenaceae. The record is from the annotation of a GenBank genome assembly.